CUUUAAUGGUUUUGAGUAGUACGSAAGCAAUACAUUUAAGAAUUUGAGUAGCGUAAGUAAUUCUUACAGUACUUUACUACUAAUUUGUGCCAGCCCUAGAAACGACUAUACCACUGGAGAUAUUUCUUCUUUUGAAUGUGUUACCUGCAACGUACCACUCAUUAUAUUUCUGAAAACCAUAACAGAUCUCGACAAACUCCAAACCAUCCUAGCGACAAAUAGCGAGCACUAGGAACACCAUCGACCUCGAAAAUCGACACCUCUUUCUUGUCUUCUUUGUGUCGUUCAACAACCUAGCGCUUCACAAUGACACCGCACAGAAGAAUUGAACGCAAUUCCUUUCGAUUAGAAUUGAAAAUGAAAGGGAUCUCCGAACCCUGCCAACGAGACAUAUUGUGYGGGCGAGGAGGGGUGAGUUUUUAUUGAAGCUGAGCAUGUUUUGUUUCGUGCUGGGCGUAGUAUUUAGAUCAUUAGGUGUUCAGUACAUUCUCAUAUUCUUCGACUACUCUCAUUCGCCAAUCUCUGCGAAUAGAAAACUCUGCGGUAUCCAGGUAACUUGAGGGUAAGAAGCUUUGUCACGAUUUCAAAUUCAAAACAAAUUACGWAGAUUUUCCGCUUACUAACAGGAUCGUUGUUGUGCGUUCCUUUACAGUAUCGAUCUCUCAUCAGGGAAAACAAAACUAUGUAUUUGCUGUCCUCCAAAGAACAGAAGAGUAUCAUCAGUCGCUCGAUCGUUGCGGCCAUCCGAGCGAGAAGCGGGCGAUUUUUGGAACAAGCGACAGACAAAACCUGGUACGAUGUCGGAGAUGCAAAAGCCAUCGAGAAAACUGCACAGGCACUCCGAGAGGGYCAAGCUAAGCUACGAAGAAGAAUUAUCGACAGUGGACUGCACAAAGAAAAGCUGGGAUGCAGCCGUCUAGGAGCACCCCAUAUUACGUUCGCGUCACUAGAAUUACCCUUCAAGCAUGAGCAUUCAAGGCCCAAUCAAAUUGCAUAUGUCUCUGAUUCACCUUCCAUCAAUGUUCACAAGAUGAACGAUGAGAUAUUCCAACUGCGCCAACCGCUUGAUACUAUUAUAACSCCCGGAAGGGAAACAAUAAUUCCACUCGAUCACCCUCAGCCCCACUACCACCACCAAGCGGAGAUUCGCAGAAACUCCAGCCCUGUGUCCUCCUUGAGUAACAUUUCAAUUCCUUUCGGAAAUUAUACUGCUAAUUGCCCUCAUCGGCAAAAUUAUUCGACGAUCAUUCCCCAAGUCAACCGAAUACUAACAUCUACGGUACAACUGAAUCAACCGAUUCAUGAUGUUCCUCAACCGCUCCUCUUUCCCUGUAACAAUGAAAGACAGGAAGAUGUGGAACAACAUAAGCCUGUUCCUGAUUUUGUUGGCGACAACAACGACGACGAGAAUUCCAUCAUGACCUUUGAAAUGGAUAGAGAUGAAUUCCUUGAGCCAAACGAAUGCCUAGAUAUAUUACCAUUGUCGGUCUCGAGGACACCAAUAACAAAUCAUCUCAGAUCGGUGCGUAGGUGGAAUAGCAGUGCGCCUAAUGCGCCUGAAAACAAUUAUUGCUAUCACCAUCUAGCAGGCACACUCUGAUUUAGAUUGACACAGCACAUACCAUAUUCUCAAACUAUGAAUAUGAAUACUACGUAACAUACAUAAUGCAUUGUAACACGAUUCUACUUCUUUGAUCCCAAAACGUGGCUCGAUAGUCAUGAUGUACUUGUAGUGUCUAGUGACGUCCUCAGUACCCACUUCAAGCAGAAAUAUAUUGACAACGUUUAG
Pseudo-nitzschia multistriata is the source of this 1789-nucleotide messenger RNA. The record is from the annotation of a GenBank genome assembly. NCBI's taxonomy places the organism in Eukaryota, Bacillariophyta, Bacillariophyceae, Bacillariales, Bacillariaceae.